AUGCCUUCUCCUUCAUCAACCCAUUCUAGAGAAACUGGUAGUGGCUCAACUUCCAAGGGUAGUAAAUGGAGAGAUCCCAAAUUUUUAAAACAGAUCAGAGGCGGAUCUAGUAAUACUAGAUAUUCAUCUCAAAAUGAUACCUCUCAUUCGACCCUGAACCAAAGUCAUAAUCGGACAUCACCCGUACGGGAAGAAUCAAUCACGAUAACCAGGACGACGAGUUAUGCGAAAGAUGACAAAAAUCAUAGCACACAAAGGCUCAACGGUACCGGCACCACUGUUCCACACAGACCAUCAGUAUCUAGAAGAGUGUCCAGCACGGAGUAUGCAGGACAAGGACAUCCUAUGUCCAGGCAAGUCUCUAAUUCUGGUUCAAGCUCUCCACCAGGUCAAGGUCAUGGUCUUCAUCCGUAUUACUCUGGAGUACCACUCUCUAGACAAGCUUCCAUUUCUAGCCAACAACCUUCUGCUAAUGGUUAUGGAAAUGGCAAUCCUGAAAGUCGACCAUCGAUCUCACGCCGAAACUCAUGUUCCAAGCACCCCAAUUGCAAAAUCGAUGAUAGCUCAGGCAAAUACACUUUACAUGUAUUUUCAGCUCCAAGGGGGGAAGCUAGAGAGCCAAGUAUCGAUAGACAUUCACGUACCCGAUCGAGAGCUAGGGAUCAUGAAGAUAUUUCGACACCUUCUAGACGGAGUCAUGAUCCCAGAGGUAGAUCAUCCUCAAGGGUAUCCGCAAGGUAUUCACCGCCAGAUCGCGAAUACGAGUAUGGAGGUGGACGUGAAGAGCGUAACUCACGGAGAAGAGGGGACUCUAGAGGACCAAAUUAUCAACUUCCUAAUGGUAGUUAUGAUAGUCCACCUAGUCACACACCUCCAUCCAGACCUUCUAUCGAUCAUAGACAAUCAUCUUCUCAGGCUCCUAAUGCUAAUGCUAAUGGAUACGAUCGCGGGUAUACUCAAAGGUUCUCAAUAGAGAGUUUCAAUCCUCGCACGAUGGACUUGAUUAGAUUCCGAAGAGAUGGAGGAGGGAUCGAAACUAACAUAAGAGAGAGAUUUGACGUUAGACCUAAAUGGGUUUAUGGAUCUACGACGGAUAUAUUGAGAACUUCACCUAAUCAUUAUCCAAUCAGGACUCCGGAUGAUAAUUUGGUUUGGCGAUCGAAAUGUCCUCAUACGGAUGGGAGCAAUCGACCUGAAGAAUGUAAGAUCCUUCACACCAACCUCGACCCAUCCUCAAUCUCCAUUACGCCGAUUGCCGAUACGGACCAUACCAACUAUUCCAUGUGUCUCAUGUCCCCUCAUCAUCCUUCUAUCAGAGGUGCUGAGCUGAAUUACGAUACGUCUUCAAACACUUUAGAAGCUAAAGUAAGAGCUGUAGAGAAUAUUCAGCAAGAUAUGGCUAAUCGAUUUAUCGAAUGGUCAAAUACCCCAGGGGGGAGACAGAGAUUGGAUUUGGAAAAUGUAUUCAUGGCUGGGUGUGAUAGUUGGAUGAAUAGGAAAGACAGGUUGAAUAGAUAUAAAUUGGAAAUUAACGGUACGACUAAGAAUACGAUCACCAACGGUAAUGGUCAUGUUACUAGUGCAACAACUUCAAUCAGUGUUGUUAAUCCAAUAAUCAAGAGGUUCAAAGGAUUAUCAACAGGUUUGGAAAAUCUUUCCAAAGGUUUAGAACAAAUAACGAGUAAUGUUACCACUCGUACCACUACUACCAACCCUAGUAAUGGUAUUACGAUACUCGAUAGGUUGGAUAGGGUUACAGCAGGAUUUGAGAAUGAGGUAAAUAAGAAUUUCGAAGAUAUGAAGACCCUUGCGGUUGAUAACAUGACUGAAUUGCUUCGAGAGAAAAACACGACGUCAACCCAACCUACUCAGAUUUCAAGUCAUCCUCAAAAUACAAUUAAAGGGAAUGGUAGUAAAGUGAGGUUUAAUUUGGCUGAUGAGAAACAUCUGAAAGAUACUUUAGGUAAUAGUCUUCCAUCGACUGCGUCCGUUACGAAUACGAGUGCGCAGCCGCCGGGAUCAGGAUCAGGAUCGGGAUCGGCAGCAGGAAGAGCAGCAGCCUUGGCUACUAGAACUGACCAAUCUUCGAGGUUCUUCAAAGAUCAUUUCAAAACUAUCAGACAGUCUAUCACCGAUUUGAUCCAAUCGAAUCAGGCCAAUGCUAAAUCCAAUGGUGAUAGCGGGAUGAGUGCACUUGGUAAAGACCUGGAUAAGAUAAACCAUCAAAUGGUCGAAAAUCAAAUUACAGUUGAUAGUCUGAAAGAAUCCGUACAGAAAAGUCAAAACGGCUGGAUAGACAAGAUUGAUCGUGAAUUAGAAGAUAUUCAAAGAGAGGAAGAAAGAUUGAAAGUGUUUAGAAAUAUUUUAUUAUCUUGA
Kwoniella mangroviensis CBS 8507 is the source of this 2376-nucleotide messenger RNA. RefSeq lists its product as uncharacterized. The record is from RefSeq and is a predicted model, not a curated record. The transcript is spliced from 2 exons. NCBI's taxonomy places the organism in Eukaryota, Fungi, Basidiomycota, Tremellomycetes, Tremellales, Cryptococcaceae. Bases 1 to 2376 code for a protein of 791 amino acids.